Mesorhabditis spiculigera is the source of this 1347-nucleotide messenger RNA. NCBI's taxonomy places the organism in Eukaryota, Metazoa, Nematoda, Chromadorea, Rhabditida, Rhabditidae. The record is from the annotation of a GenBank genome assembly.
AUGCCGUCGGCCUCCUACUCGAUCCCGUGCCCCUCGCCCUUCGCUUCUCCCUACGAGGGUGAAGCCUCCUACUCGUCAGGCGCUGAAGAAUCGCCACCGAUCCCGCGCCAUUCGCACUCCCAGCCGCAGCCGGUCUGCUUGGUCAAGCGUCGGAGCGUCGAACCGGGCGACUUCACGCAGCCGACGAAGCGGGCGCGGCUGGGCGGGAGGAAUGGCUUCCUCGGCCAAAGCAGCUACUCGUCGGGCGACUCUGGAUACGGAAGGUCCCAAGAAGAAGGGUCGCCAAGCGAGAGCCUGACCGACUCGUCAUUCUUCUCAACUUGCCGCACCCACCUCUCCCAGCCGACCCCCAGCGACGACUACCUCACCAACAAGGAGUACCACCAAGAUAUCUAUGCGGUCCUUCGGCAACGGGAGCUUGAUGCGCCUACCAUUCGCCCGCAUUUCCUGCAGAGCUGCAUGCUGGGCAUCGAGACGGCGAGCUUCAUGCGCCGGGCGGCCAUUUUGCGGGCUAGGGUGGCGUCGGACGCUCUGCAGUGCAAAAAGGAAACAUUCCACCUCGCCGCUCACUAUAUGGACGCCAUCUGGUCGACGCUGCAGCUCUGCGAACGCGAGGCCUUCUUUCAAGUUGCCGCCGUCUCCCUCGUCACUGCAUCAAAAUGCGAAGAGUACAGCAGCAUCCGCUUCUCAAAGGUGGCACGCGAUGGGAUCUGCGAGAUUACCAACAUUUCCGUUCGCGACUUGGCGCAACUCGAGGAUACUUUUCUGCAUGCAUUGAACUGGCGUCUCACCGUUGCGACACCGUACACCUUCACGACCUACAUGCACACCGUCGUCGCUGAGAGUACAGAACGUUGCGUCGAGCUAUCUGAUCUCCUCAUCUUCCUCGCCGUUCUUGACGAUCGGAGCCGCGAGUGGAAAAACUUCGAGGUGGCCUACGCGGCUGUGCUGGUCUCGAACACACUGGUUGAAUAUUCAAAGGUUUUCUACGAGCCGUGCUCCCUGCAGCAGCUCGAGGCCAAACUUUCGGCAAGGACCAAGGUGCGCGAAGGGGCUACGCGGCCGCUCUGUCUGAAGCUCGUCAAAAUGUAUGAAAAGACGCUCCGGAAGCAAAGCUACUUGCCCGAGUCGAUCCCGCUCGUCGUCUUCAGCUGGGAAGCCAUCAGCAGGACGAAGCAGUACUUCCGCGACCUCAACGACUCGCUCAGCACCCUCACCACGACGAGCACCAUCUACAGUCAAGAUUUCGCAUCCAUCCGUUCUGCCGGCAGCACCCAAGACGAAGCGGCCAUCAACACCAAGCCUGAAAAAGACUUCUCGCACCUCCUGGACCCUUUCGGCCCGCUC